Messenger RNA from Phytomonas sp. EM1, 1335 nucleotides. NCBI's taxonomy places the organism in Eukaryota, Euglenozoa, Kinetoplastea, Trypanosomatida, Trypanosomatidae. The record is from the annotation of a GenBank genome assembly.
GAAUGGUGUUGAGUUCCAUUAACAUUCCAGCUGUUGUUUUUCUGAAGGAGCUAUCCGGUCUUCUACGCAAGUAUUAUGAUCUGCGUGUGACAAUUAUCACUAGUGCACGAGUCCCAUUGGUUAAGCUUUACUCUGAAGGCAUCGCAGUGGACAUUGUUUUUGCAUCGACAGCCCUGCCGACACCCCCCACAACGGAGCAGCUACUAUGCGAUAAUUUUUUACUCUACGUUUCUAUAGAGAGCAGGCCAAGCGUCAACGGCAUCCGUACGGUACUGGAGAUCAAGCAAAGUCUCCCGGUCGACUAUGAUGUUUAUGUUACAACACUGAAGGCAGUUAAGCGGUGGGCGAUGAAGCGUCUCGUGUAUGGCAACUUAUUCACCUUCCCGAACGGCGUCACUCUAGCGAUAAUGGUUUGCUAUAUUUGUCAAACGUUUCCACACAAUUCACCUAGUUUUCUUUUUAGGUACUUUUUUAGCUACUUUGCAGAAUUCUUGCCCUCUCAUGUAUUUCCUUCUAUACCUAUAUUUAUCACACUAUCUCUUCAACAAAAAAAGAUCCGAAUUGACGGCAUACCUCGUUGCUGGAGUUCCAACCGUGCUUCAUGCAAGGAGGAGAUAUUCCCGGUUCUCAACCCUGCCUACCCGUAUGUGAAUGCCGCUCAUUCGGUUGGUCGAUGUGGUCUUCAGUACUUCUACGAUGAAAUUGUCCGAGCCCAACAACUCCUUUUCCUACAUCCCAAACGUAUCCCUAUGGACCAGAUUUGGGAGCCUUACAGUAUAUGCAAAAACUUUAGGCAGUUUGUUGCCAUACAUGUUAGUUGUAUUGCGAUGGUCGAAGAGGACUGUGAAAGUGCGCUCAACAUUUGGAAAGGGCUAAUAGAAAGCAAACUGCGUUUUUUCGUGUAUGCCAUAGAGCGCACAGUGGAUGUGCGGCCCUUUCCAAAAGUAUUUUCAUCGAGCUCAAAGCUUGACGACAGCCAAAAUGGAGCUCAUCUCAGAAAAUGUGUGUAUUUUUUUGCCGUGAAGCCGCGUGAGAGUGUCGAAAGCAGCAAAUUACAUUCUCUAUCUUUAGUGUCACAUGAUUUCGUAGCUAGUUGUUUUGCUGAGCUGAUUUUUGCAGUUCGUGAGGGUAUUAAUCCUUCACCUGGUGGACAGCUUCCAUAUCAGCCACAGAUUAUGGUGGAUCCAUCCUUUUCACUUCAUUGUGUAUCCGACGACAACUUCGUAAAUGAGUUUGGGGAUCAUUUGAAGUGAAGAAGUCGCACUUCCCUUCCAUUGGAUUGAUUUGUUCUAAAUACUAUAAACCCGAGAGGAAAAAAACCAUACCCGAGAAGAA